UCAUUGACACAUCUAUUGAUGUCACAAACGGCGGCGGCAACACGGUCACUAACAAUGGUGGCGGCAACACUGUUAACAAUAACAACGGUGGUGACCAGGACACCCCGACUAUGGUAGUAAAGGAGUGUCGCAUCACACAUCCCGACGACACACUGAACCAGUACCUCGACAUUGUCAACAACAAGGCUGUCAUGGUCACCAAGAAACCGGACCGCUGGAUGAUUGAGUAUGUUUCCGAGACCGAGUUUACUAUGCGUCGCGGGGCAAAGUAUCUGGUGGCUGAGGACACCACGGUCCCGGGUACGAAUGGUGACAAUAUCCGACUCACCGUCAACACGAGCAAGACCGCCCCGAACAACAAGUGGAUCAUGAACAGUGCCGAUGUGGUUAUGUUGAUGGUUGCCGGCAAAUUUAUCGAGUACGAGGACCAGAAGUGGCAUUUUGUAGACUGCAUCUAG
Messenger RNA from Sphaeroforma arctica JP610, 458 nucleotides. RefSeq lists its product as hypothetical. The record is from RefSeq and is a predicted model, not a curated record. Lineage: Eukaryota; Ichthyosporea; Ichthyophonida. The annotation marks the transcript as partial. The transcript has 2 exons.